Plectropomus leopardus (leopard coralgrouper) is the source of this 1106-nucleotide messenger RNA. RefSeq names its product ORMDL sphingolipid biosynthesis regulator 2 (gene ormdl2). Gene Ontology annotation, cellular component: endoplasmic reticulum membrane. The record is from RefSeq and is a predicted model, not a curated record. Lineage: Eukaryota; Metazoa; Chordata; Actinopteri; Perciformes; Serranidae.
AGACCUCAGGAGGGCGGGGUUAAAGAAAAAACAAGGAAUUUCCUGGUGAGCUACGACAACACAGGAAGAUGAAUGUGGGCGUAGCUCACAGCGAGGUGAACCCCAACACGCGGGUGAUGAACAGCAGAGGAAUAUGGCUCACCUACCUGCUGCUGACCGUCGUGUUGCACAUCGUCCUGCUCAGCAUUCCUUUCUUCACUGUGCCGCUCGUCUGGACCCUCACCAACGUCAUCCACAACCUGGUGAUGUACCUGUUUCUACACACAGUGAAGGGGACUCCCUUUGAGACACCAGACCAAGGCAAAGCUCGUCUGCUCACACACUGGGAACAGAUGGACUACGGUGUCCAGUUCACAUCUUCGCGCAAAUUCCUCACUAUCUCACCAAUUGUUCUUUAUAUUCUUGCCAGUUUCUACACAAAAUACGACCCCACGCAUUUCCUAAUCAACACGAGCUCCCUCCUCAGUGUCCUCCUCCCAAAGUUGCCUCAGUUUCAUGGAGUACGGAUAUUUGGGAUCAACAAAUACUGACAGAACUGACCUAACACUGGAUUUUUACCAUCAACACUGGACUUCUAGUCGUCUGUUACUGCUGAACGGUUUUAUGUUUAGAGGUUGAGGAGAAGAGAACCAGUUGGAUUUGUCUUUACUGUACAGACUGUGUGGCGUAAUGUAUGAAAGCUGCAGUUUGUGCUGCCUCUUGCAGCCUGGAAAAAAAACAAAAACGUGUACGCAAUGCUGCUGUUUUAUGAAAGUAAAUGUUUCUUUACUGACAUUCCUGAUGUAUGUUUGUCAAAAAGCAACACACUUUGGCUUCAAGAAAAGCAAUUUUGAACUGCACUGCUUUUGAAUGUGACAUUUAUUCAUUAGUUUUGAUUUCUGUUACAAACUGCACUGGCUGCACGUCUGUAAAACUAUUUCUGGUUGUUGCCAUAAAUGUGAAUGAAUUCAUUGUGGCAGCGUGGUUAAUGUUCCGAAUGACAAGUUUCUAUUUUCCUUCAUGCUUUUUGGCUUAAUUUACUAUGAAGGAUUUACAUGCAGCAUGCAUUUACGCGCCUACAAUAAACACUGCAGUCUUGCUAUCACACACACAAUCAUGUAAGUUAA